AUGCAGGCAUACGACCCCCAGGACAUGUUCUUUGCGAAAUCUCACAUCAAGUCCUGGACAAAAGAAGAGUCGGCGAAAGAAUAUAACAGGCCGGCAGGAGCGUAUAUGGCACUGAGACAUGAACACAUCUCCGUCCUUGUCGAUCAAGACAGCAAGGAGAAGAACGCACGCCGCCAAACACAGACACAGUACACCGGGAAAGCACCAGGAUCAUUCACACCACAAGAGGCACAGCAUAUCCUCAAUCUGCACAAGGACGACUGUAUCAAAGACUUGAAAGGCGCCACACUGGCGGCUACCGGCGCGAACCUCGAAGAAUUCGGCAUCGACGAGACCAUCGUUACGCAGGCGUGCGAUCUACCUGGCGAUAGAUCGUGGUUUGAGAAGAUCAGUGACAACUGGAAGAACGCUGCCAGAGAUGUACUGGUGGACAGCAGCAUGGAUCUCAGCAUUAUCGAGGAAGCCCCACUCCAGCGCCAAGUGAGCUUCCCGCCGGCGCGUACGAAAGGCUACGCAUCGGAUGUCAUGUUCGACCCACUCAUGGCGCGCGAGAACGCUUUCGAUGCGGCGCAAUCUGGCUUCCCUUUGACCGGUCCGAAGCGCGAGUUUUUGACGGAACCGGCGCACGAUCGGGUUACUAGGGCGCCUAAAGAUGAGAAGAAAAAGAAGAAAUUAGGCCCCGAAGUUGCCGAGCAAGAGCUGAAGAGAAGGAUCGAAAGGGCCGACACGUAUUGGGUAUUGGACGUCACAACUGAGGAUAUCCAACGCACAACAAAAACGCUGGCCACGGAUUGCUUUAUCCCAAAAUCGAGCGUCAUCAUGAACAUGGCCGUGAACAGUACAGUCAAAGAGGAGGACGACGUCUACAAGCAGGACAAGAACAAAGAGGGCGAGUGGACAGAUGGCGCCAAAGUUGGAUUGAAUGUCGCCAAAUAUACCAAGGAAUUCAUGGGCUUGACCUUAGCAUGGAUGCUAGGCGACGUCUACACGCGCGAAUACCGGAAAAUCCCCGCUCUGAUCCCCAGGGUAGUCAAGACUGCAGAUUUAAUGAAUAUGCUGCUCGCGUAUCCCAGGACAACACGGAACGACAUCGAUGAGAAAAUGGUGAACUCCCGCACUUAG
This is a messenger RNA of Alternaria infectoria, 1122 nucleotides long. RefSeq lists its product as uncharacterized. The transcript is spliced from 4 exons. Bases 1 to 1122 code for a protein of 373 amino acids. The record is from RefSeq and is a predicted model, not a curated record. NCBI's taxonomy places the organism in Eukaryota, Fungi, Ascomycota, Dothideomycetes, Pleosporales, Pleosporaceae.